CGCUAGGGCUCCCGAGCUGCUUGCGGCCUGGGCGUCGUCCCCCAGCUCGGGUCCCCAACUACGACAGCGAGGUGACCUAAGGGGUCUGUGGGGCAUUUGCUGGGCUGGGUCCUGUCCCACUGCGCGAAGGAACAGAGGAAUCUGCGGCCCCGGGGCUAUCUGUCUGUGGCUGGCUGCUUGCGAACCCGAGCUGCUCUCUCCUCACCCAGGUGCAGGGGCAGCCAGGGAGGAGGUGGAGGCGGGAGGGGCCAGGGUAGGGUCCGGACAGGACCCAGGCUGCCCCUCAGAGCUGCAUCAGCUCCAUGCCACCUCAGGUUGUGGCUGGGUGCUCCCGGCAAAUCGGCCUCUCGGCUGUAGAAGCCAACAUCGCCUUAGCCAAACCUAGGGAGGCCGCACCAGGGUAGGAGCAGCGGGAUGUUCAAGGGGCGUUGGUCACUGAGGGCCUUGGAAGUGGAGGUGCAGAGGUGCGGGGCAGGGAGCCUGAAAAGCAGAAGGGCCCUUAACUUCCAGGGUGCUCCACCCUUUAGAGUCCCUGGACCGAUACUGGUCCCAGUGGGGGGCCCAUGACGCCAUAAUCCCUUGGGCCUGGGGCCGUGGCUUUGAGUGGCACCGCAGGCCCCCGCCCCCGGGCUCCGUGGGCUGGGCUGGGCGCGGUGCGGCGGGGCGCACGCAGUCGGAGGCGGCGCCGGCCAGGCCGCUGGGCGCCUAUGGACCCGCGGAGCCCGCUGUCUCCCCGGGCCAGUGCGUUCAGCAUCGCCUCUCUGGUUGCAGCCGAGGCCUCGGAGGGCACCGCCCACCGGGGCCCCGGGUCCUCCGACCAGGCGAAGCUUCGCCGGCUACCGAGAACCCCGGCCGGGAUGCACUUCAGCACAGUCACCAGGGACAUGGAAGCCUUCACGGCCAGCAGCCUGAGCAGCCUGGGGGCCGCGGGAGGCUUCCCGGGCGCCGCGUCGCCGGGCGCCGACCCGUACGGCCCGCGAGAGCCCCCGCCGCCGCGCUACGACCCGUGCGCCGCCGCCGUCCCUGGGGCCCCCGGCCCGCCACCGCCGCCGCCGCCGCCGCACGCCUACCCGUUCGCUCCGGCUGCCGGGGCAGCCACUAGCGCCGCCGCCGAGCCCGAGGGCUCCGGGGCCAGCUGCGCGGCCGCCGCCAAGGCGCCGGUGAAGAAAAACGCGAAGGUGGCCAGUGUGAGCGUGCAGCUGGAGAUGAAGGCGCUGUGGGACGAGUUCAAUCAGCUGGGCACCGAGAUGAUCGUCACCAAGGCCGGCAGGCGAAUGUUCCCCACGUUCCAAGUGAAGCUUUUCGGCAUGGACCCCAUGGCUGACUACAUGCUACUCAUGGACUUUGUGCCAGUGGAUGACAAACGCUACCGGUACGCCUUCCACAGCUCCUCCUGGCUGGUGGCCGGCAAGGCAGACCCUGCCACUCCGGGUCGAGUGCACUACCACCCAGACUCGCCGGCCAAGGGUGCACAGUGGAUGAAGCAAAUAGUGUCCUUUGACAAGCUCAAGCUGACCAACAACUUGCUGGAUGACAACGGCCACAUCAUUCUCAACUCCAUGCACAGAUACCAGCCCCGCUUCCACGUUGUCUAUGUGGAUCCCCGAAAAGACAGCGAGAAGUAUGCAGAGGAGAACUUCAAAACCUUUGUGUUUGAGGAGACGCGUUUCACUGCAGUUACUGCCUACCAGAAUCACCGGAUCACGCAACUGAAGAUUGCCAGCAACCCUUUCGCCAAAGGCUUCCGGGACUGUGACCCUGAGGACUGGCCACGAAACCACCGGCCUGGAGCGCUGCCGCUCAUGAGCGCCUUUGCGCGCUCGCGGAACCCUGUGGCCUCCCCCACGCAGCCCAACGGCGCAGAGAAAGACGCGGCCGAGCCCCGGAGAGAAUUCGAACGCGAAGGAGGCGGGUCAGCUAUGCUCGGAGACCCCGCGCAUCCACCGCAGCUGCUGGCUCGGGUGCUGAGCCCCGCGCUGCCCGGGGCCGGCGGCGCGGGCGGCCUUGUUCCCCUGCCCGGCGCGCCCGCAGGCCGGCCCAGCCCCCCGCACCCGGAGCUGCGCCUGGAGGCGCCCGGCGCGUCGGAGCCGCUGCACCACCACCCUUACAAGUACCCGGCCGCCGCCUACGACCACUACCUCGGGGCCAAGAGCCGGCCAGCGCCCUACCCGCUGCCCGGCCUCCGUGGCCACGGCUACCACCCGCAUGCUCACGCACAUCCGCACCACCACCACCCCGCAGUGAGCCCGGCCGCCGCUGCAGCCGCCGCCGCCGCCGCUGCCGCCGCCGCCGCUGCCAACAUGUACUCGUCGGCCGGGGCCCCGCCGCCGGGCUCCUACGACUACUGCCCCAGAUAAUGCGGGCCGUGCUCCGCAAAGCCCGAGGGCCUUCAGAAGACUCAUUCAUCAACCCGGGGGGCUACUACGGGUCGCUCCUCCGGCCUCAAAACCAUCGGGGUUCUCCAUCCCCAGGACUAUCCCAGCAUCCGAUUCCUCCAGCCUCCAGGAGAACGCGGGACCUUCCCUAGCCCCGAGGGCUCCGCCCGCCAGUGCCAAAGCGCCCGGUCUAGGGCGGAAGGAAAUGGUAUUUAUUGUUCUCCCAAAGACUGCGUCGCCUCCGCCCUGCCGGCACUUGCAGUGUAGACGACCCAGAGCCCCGCCUGCAGGCGGUGUAGAUAUGUGUAGAUAUAUGUAGAUACUGUAGAUAAUGCGUCAGCGUUGAAUUGAUAAAUGGUUUCGCCUUUUUUGGAA
Molecule: messenger RNA, 2750 nt
Organism: Cavia porcellus (domestic guinea pig)
Lineage: Eukaryota; Metazoa; Chordata; Mammalia; Rodentia; Caviidae
Gene: Tbx1
Product: T-box transcription factor 1
Exons: 8
Coding region: 708-2357 (549 amino acids)
Biological process (GO): cell fate specification; positive regulation of DNA-templated transcription; regulation of transcription by RNA polymerase II
Cellular component (GO): nucleus
Molecular function (GO): RNA polymerase II cis-regulatory region sequence-specific DNA binding; DNA-binding transcription factor activity, RNA polymerase II-specific
Source: RefSeq, a predicted model, not a curated record